This is a messenger RNA of Mollisia scopiformis, 1908 nucleotides long. RefSeq names its product PAP1-domain-containing protein. Bases 1 to 1908 code for a protein of 635 amino acids. Gene Ontology annotation, cellular component: RNA polymerase II transcription regulator complex. Gene Ontology annotation, molecular function: DNA-binding transcription activator activity, RNA polymerase II-specific; transcription cis-regulatory region binding. Lineage: Eukaryota; Fungi; Ascomycota; Leotiomycetes; Helotiales; Mollisiaceae. The record is from RefSeq and is a predicted model, not a curated record. The transcript has 3 exons.
AUGGAUUCCCAGUCCAAGGGUACCAUCAACCCAAGCUUCACUCUCUCCAGACGCCAAGAGGAAUUACUUUUCGCAGCCCUCAAUUCCAACAACAAGAUAUCAAACAUAGAUACUUCCAAUCUCCAAUCUAGCGAAAUCAUCUCAAUGGCGCCUGGUUCAUUCACGGAGUCCCCGCUCCAAGCUCCGGGAUCCGGAACUCUCAACGGCUUUGAAGAGAGCCCGUUCAUUGACUACGAUUAUGAGUUCGACGCUGAUGGCAGCUUCGAUUACGACUUUAGCAAUGAUUCUCAAGGACAGAUGAUCGGCAAAUUGCCAGGAACCUCUUCGGAUGGCGAUGCUGAUACUCACGACAAGCGCAGUCACCCUGAUGACGAUGAAGAGGAGGAAGGUGGCGGGAAAAGACGCGAGGGUGACGAGAAGUCAUCCAAGAAGCCUGGCAGAAAGCCUUUGACUUCCGAGCCUACCUCUAAGCGCAAGGCCCAGAAUCGUGCAGCUCAACGAGCUUUCCGGGAGCGCAAGGAAAAGCAUCUUAAGGAUUUGGAGACAAAGGUUGAAGAUCUCCAGAAGGCUUCAGAGUCUGCCAAUCAUGAAAACAGUAUCCUUCGGGCACAAAUUGAGAAGAUGUCGAUGGAACUGCGCGAAUACCGAAAGCGUCUGUCGUUGACGGGCGGGGUCAACCGAAGCUCGUCACAGAACGGCGGAUUGCCACCCUACCUCGCUGGCAAGGGACUUACCAACGGAGCAGCCAAUAAUCCGAAUGACGUCAAUUUCCAAUUCGAGUUCCCCAGAUUUGGUCGCCUUCCUGGCCCUGCUUCAGCCACUGCUACGGUUACCAAUGGUAAUAGAAGCUCUUCAUCGCCAUCUCUCUCCACACAACAGACUCCAAGUCCUAUUGAGAGAGGUCAGAUCAGUCCUCGCAAUCAAUCAAUGCAGUUCACAGCUGGCAAUGCUUCAGUUGCGUCAUUGACCCAGACACCUGCCAAUAUUGAUGGAGGAGACAUGUCGAGUCUCUCAGGUCUUUUCAGUCCUUCACUUCUAGACAGUGUCGGCAAGACACCACCAUUCGACUUCUUUGCAAACAAUAGUACCAAUAACGUAUCCAACGGAUCAAGGUCAAGCACGGAUUCGGCUCAGAAUGGAAGCACUGGUCACAAUACCUCUUACAGCUCACCGUCUGCUUCCUCAAAUUCGAAUCAUGGCGCAAGCUCGUCUUGUGGUACUUCUCCAGAGCCGACCAUGCAAUCCCCAGUUUACAACAAGCCUCUUGACAGCACAUUGACAACAAUUGGAGAGGAGAACUCUGCUGUAUCCACCGAAGGUGAGCUCACCUUCUGCGACAAGCUUAACAUGGCUUGUGGCAAUCCCAACAAUCCCAUUCCCCGUACAAUGUCUGAGCCUUCGCCUCCAGGAAACUUUGAGAACAAUAAUUUCGACGUCAAUGGCAUCGACUGGUUCGCACAACAAAAUGGCAACCAGUUUGAUCCACAGCUCUUCGGCGAUUACCGCGAGCCUCAGGAGAACAUUCUUGCAGGUGAAGCCUUCAGUGACACCUUCUUCCGAGAUGCAUUCGCCCUCCCAGAAUUCAACAGCCCAUUCAAUAUUGCACCGAGUCCAGUACCACCAAAGAAGGACUUGGUUGCGCAAAUCGAUGAGAAACAGAAUGAGGAUGAUGAAGUCGUGCCUGGUGAGGACACGACGCAAAUGCUCAACUGCAAUACGAUCUGGGAUCGUCUGCAAGCUUGCCCCAAGGUCAAAGAUGGUGAAUUCGAUCUUGACCUCCUUUGUAAAGAUCUCCAAAAGAAGGCCAAAUGCUCUGAGACUGGCGCUGUAGUCAACGAAUCAGAUUUCAAUAAGAUUAUGAAAUCUUACGUCGAGCAGAAGGCGACCGAGAAGGCGAAUAAGGCUUAA